Messenger RNA from Penicillium vulpinum, 3213 nucleotides. RefSeq names its product phosphatase family protein. Gene Ontology annotation, biological process: phosphatidylinositol dephosphorylation. NCBI's taxonomy places the organism in Eukaryota, Fungi, Ascomycota, Eurotiomycetes, Eurotiales, Aspergillaceae. The transcript has a single exon. Bases 1 to 3213 code for a protein of 1070 amino acids. The record is from RefSeq and is a predicted model, not a curated record. Gene Ontology annotation, molecular function: phosphatidylinositol-4,5-bisphosphate 5-phosphatase activity.
AUGAGCACCAAAACGCAAUUGCCGUCGGCGUCAGAGCAAAAGGGUCACGAGUCGGAAUAUGCGGAAGAGAUUAAGAACCCAGGACUCGAUAUUUUGUCACUUUCGCGUGCAGUCAGAGCAAGAAAAGCCGAAUACACGCGCCGGCGAUCUAUCCGAGUCAAGGUCGGCACGUGGAAUGUAGCCGGCAUAUCCGGCACCGAGAAAGACAUUGGAAAGUGGUUUGUUCAUGGAGUCGGGGUGUGCGAGAAGUUCUCUGGGACAAACUUCGCACGGGAUCCAGAAUCCCAAUCGCCCAGUAAGCGUGACCAGCAGCAACCAGACGGCACAAAAAAAGGAACCUUUCACUACAGUCCCGAAGAGAUAGACCUCUACGUCUUGGGUUUGCAAGAAGUGGUCGAUAUCUCUUCCCCAACAGAAGCGCUCCGGCCAUAUGUCGACCUGGCACCGUCCAAGCGGUGGAAGGAAGCAGUUCAAAAGGCGCUACCUGAAAGAUAUCAGCUAGUCGCUGAAGUUCAGCUGGUCGGCUUGUUACUUGUGAUAUAUGCGUCGCCCGCCAUUGGAGACAGUAUUUCCUCUAUCAGUAGUACCUCUGUUGGUACGGGGCUGAUGGGGUACAUGGGAAACAAGGGUGCUGUGGCAACGCGCCUUGUCCUGGGCGAAACGACCCGUUUGGUCUUUAUCAACUGUCAUCUCGCAGCAGGGUCCGACAAAGGCAGCUUGGAGCGACGGAACUGGGACUCUUCUCAGAUUGUCCAACGUGCUAAAUUUGAUCCGGUUUGGUUUGAAGGUGACGACAAAUCGGGUGAAUCGAGCGAAGCAAUUGGCGAUGAAGAUUUCACUUUCUGGUUUGGUGACCUCAACUACCGCCUUGAUGAUAUCUCUGGUGACGACGUGCGCCAAGUCCUCACUCGGCAUACUGUCAACGAGUAUGACAAAAAGCGUCAGGCAAAACAGUCGUCAAGCCAUUCUAGGGACUCUACUGCCGAUUCUGAUGAUGAGUCGCCUUCGUCUUCUUCCCCCGGAGAAGAGGAGAUGGGGCCAGUCACCGAACCUGUCACUGACGAAGAGAUCGAUCCUCAUAAUGACCCUGCGUCUCUUCAAACUACAAUUUCCUCACUCCUCCCACACGAUCAACUCGGACUUCAACGGAGAAAAGGAGCAGCCUUCCACAAAGGUUGGCGGGAAGGCCAAAUCACAUUCUUGCCGACGUAUAAAUACGACAUUGGGAGUGUGGCCAUGUUUGAUUCGAGCGAGAAGCAACGGGGUCCUAGCUGGUGUGAUCGGAUUCUCUUCCGCUCUCACCUGGACAAGUUGAGACAUGAGAAGCUGGACCAGGAAGCGGAGGAGGCCCGGAAGAGGGACGAGGAGAUGAAGGCAAGCGGGCUGGACAAAGCUGUUGCCGAUGAUAAUGUCUUGUUCGAAUAUGACCCUGACGCAGACGGUGUAAACAGCGAGGGGUAUAUAUCAGAUGAAGAUCAGGCUCAUGAUGAUGAUGAUGCAGGCACAGUUGCGUCGUUUGACUCCCAUGAUCCAAUUCGGUUGGAUCAUUAUGUGUCACAUCAAGGCAUUCUUUCGUCGGACCACAAGCCUCUGGGUGCCAUUUUCACCUUGAGUUUUGAUGCGGUCAAUCGCGAUCUCAAAGCAAAAGUUCAUCAAGAAGUGGCCCGUAAAUUGGACAAGGCCGAGAACGAAUCUCGGCCGGAUCUUACGGUUGUGGUAGAUAAACAUGGUGACCAAAAGCAUUCAGAUAAAGAUCCUGAUACUGUCGAUUUCGGCGAUAUUGCCUUUGAUGUGCCAGCUCAUCGGUCCCUGACUAUUGCCAACACCAGCGGUACUGCAGCCACUUUUUCAUUUGCGGAGCGGCAUAAUGUUGAUGACGAGACCAUCACACAAACGCCUUCGUGGCUUAUUCUACACGUGUCCAAAUCUGCAGACACCGCCAACAGCGCUGGCCAAACGAUAACUUCUUCGUCCGGGAGCCACACACUGCUCCCUGGGGAAGUUGCAAAUGUCGAUGUCACGGCUUAUGUUCGCGACAUCGAACACGUCCGGUUGCUUAAUAUUGGAAAGGUCAAACUAGAAGACAUCCUCGUCCUUCAUGUCGAUGGCGGCCGCGACCACUUUAUCUCUGUGCAUGGCCGUUGGCUACCCACCUGCUUCGGUUGCAGUGUCGACGAGUUGACUCGCAUGCCAGAAGCGGGUGCUCGAAGUUUGGCCGAAUCCAAGACCCCUCAUCCAUCUAGAACAGAUGGUUCCACGGAAAUCCGUUUGUCUGCACCCCGCGAGCUUUUCCGACUCACUGAGGCGAUCUCUGACCUGACUGAGCGUGCUGUCGCAGAGUGGAGCAUGACAAAUGGUGAAUCCGAGGAGCAUAAAGCCCCAUGGAAGACGGAUCCCUACGGGGAAGCAUGGCCCUUCCAACCUGAUACAUGGACUCUAAAGGACCCCGAGAAGCGUGCUGCGCUGCAAAAUUCCGUGCGUGAAGCCCUUGAUACCAACCAGUCCCUCAGUUCAAUAUUUGCCCCCGAGUUAUCCUCUCUUCACCGGUUGGAGGUUCUAUCUGAAACCCUUCUCACUUUCCUCAACGCGCUCAAAGAUGGCAUCGUCACCGCGAAAGUAUGGCAAGACAUGGAGCAGCAGAUAAUCGCGCGCGAGAAAAGCAAAUCACUUCCUCGAACCUGGGAUGAAACCCAGGCCUGGGUGCUUGAGCACCUGGCCUACUCACCAGCACACAGCGUAUCAUUCACGUUUGUGACUUUCAUGCUCGCCCGCAUCGCCAAUGAGGUGGCCCCAGUAUCGUCCGCUACACCGAUGGUCCCAGUACAUUCCAGACAAGGAAAGCACGGCGACCCCAAAGAAUCGGCAGACAAGCAGGCUGAAUCUGCAAACCAGGAUGAAGGUCAACCUCCUACUCCAGCUUCCGCUAGUGCCUUUGUUACCAGCGGCAGUUUCCGCCGUAAGAACCGCUCCACAAGCACAUCCACUGGUACCAGCCCUGAACCCGCUGGUCAGAACCCUUCGAUACCACGUCGACAAGCGGUUGAGACUGCUCUAGCAUCGAUCUUUUCGCUCGUACUUAUUUCUGCCUCUGCCCCACUGCCAUCCAAAGAGAAAGAGCGUCGGAUAUCUGAAGAGCGGAGGCGAUCAAUCAUUGAACCGUUCUUAAAGAUGAUUGGAGUGGAUGAUCAAGGCCCAUCUGGGGGUCGGUCUUGA